Spizellomyces punctatus DAOM BR117 is the source of this 2013-nucleotide messenger RNA. Its product is annotated as ADP-ribosylation factor GTPase-activating protein. The coding region runs from base 84 to 1532 and encodes 482 amino acids. The record is from RefSeq and is a predicted model, not a curated record. The transcript is spliced from 4 exons. NCBI's taxonomy places the organism in Eukaryota, Fungi, Chytridiomycota, Chytridiomycetes, Spizellomycetales, Spizellomycetaceae. Gene Ontology annotation, biological process: COPI coating of Golgi vesicle. Gene Ontology annotation, molecular function: GTPase activator activity.
CGAGUGUCGUUGUCAACGCAGUUGGUUCGUUCAGCUGUUUCAGUUGCAUUUCUCCCAGUCUUGCUAUCAAAGAGCGCAGCAGAAUGGACCAGGUGGCAAAGGCGGAUAUCAUUGAAGUUUUCAAAAAGCUAAAGUCGAAGCGAGAAAACAAGGUGUGCUUUGACUGCAAUGCCAAAAACCCGACGUGGUCAACUGUCACGUUCGGCGUGUACCUUUGUCUGGACUGCUCAGCUGUCCACCGCAACAUGGGCGUGCACGUUACCUUUGUCCGCUCCACGCUUCUCGACUCUUGGACGUUGGACCAACUGCGGACCAUGAAAGUAGGCGGAAACGCUAAUGCCACAGAGUUUUUCAGGCAACACGGUGGUCUCAACUUUUCAGAUGUGAAAGCCAAGUACACAUCCAAAGCAGCAUCCGUGUACAAAGACAGGUUGAAGAAGUUAAUUGAAGAAGACGCAAGAAAGUACCCAAAUCGUAUUGUAGUGGAUGGUGCUGUUGAGGGAGAAGUGGAUACUGGGUCGCGGAGGGCAAGCGAUGAUUUUUUCUCGGGGUGGGACGUUUCUGCUCAACAGCGGCCACCACAGCCAGUCGCAGCUGCACCGCAAACGGUUGCAGCUCCAACGCCACAGCCGGCGCCUACACCCGCAUCGAUUACGACAACCGCAGCUCCGCGGCCCGCUCCUGCUACAAUAAGCGUCGAAACAGCAGCACUUGCCUCGCUCUCGAAACCGGAUGAUAUCAAGUCACCCACCGCCACAACCCUUCCGGGGCGUGCAACCUCUGGUGCAAACAUCCUGAAGCCCACCAAGAAGGGUCUCGGUGCCAAAAAGGCUACGAAGAUCAUUAAUUUUGAGGAAGCCGAGCGCCAAGCGAGGGAGGAAGAAGAAAGACGAAAGACCGAACAGGAAGCGGAGCGCAAACGCCUGGCGGAAGAGGAACGACAGCGGUUAUCUCAACCCAUUGUUCCAGUUGCCACCAGUUCAUAUCAAAGCGCAGCAAAGCCCAAGAUAUCAGCGGAAGAUGCUGCCAUGAUGGAACGACUGGGAAUGGGAAUGGGCAAACUCGGGUUUGGAGCUACUGGCGGGUUUGGUUCUACCGGUGGCAAUGCUAGUGGUUCCACAGGGGGUAUGAAAAUGGGAAGUUCGACGUCGUCCGCUUCAUCUUCAUCCUACGGUGGUGAUGAUGGAGAUGCACAGAAGCGCUUUGCAAACGCGAAGGCCAUUUCUAGUGACCAAUACUUCGGACGUGGGAACUUUGAUGAAGCCGCAAGUAAAGAAGCCCGCGCACGACUUCAACAAUUCCAAGGGCGGAGCGGGUUUGGCUCUGCGGAGUACUAUGGUCGAGACGAAUCCGGGCCCUCGUCAGUCCGUGAUGCCAACGAUCCAAUGGCGAUGUUGGGUGAUUCAGCUAGAGAUUUCGCUCAAAAAUUUGUCGGACAGGCGGCAGACGAUAUCACGGCAUUGAAAAGGAUGGUGGCGAUGGGUGGCAGCAAACUUGGAGAUAUGUUGCAGGAUAUGUCGUCGCGGUACUGAUUUCCAAUGUUUGUCUCUGUGGUGCGUAUCAGUCGCGCUACAAUUAUUAGGUACCGCGUUUAGAGGUGUCAGACAGCUUGAAGCGAAGCUGGACCGUGAUGAGCAAGGUCUUUCAUCUCUUUCAUAUUUACAACAAAAAUAUACAAUAUCCUGUACAACGGGUGGCAGGUGGAUCACAGGACACUGUCGCUUUCCAAUCUAAUCCUUGCCUUAUUCAAUUCCCACCUAAAGCUUUUUACAUCCGCCGCCACCUUAUUCAAUUCGUCCGCAUCCCAGAACCUCCUGUGUUGACGUAUUCUCUCCACCAUAGCCUGUUUCGUUGCUGCCCCACCAUGCGUCGAUUCAAGUUUGUCGUGCUUCUUAAGAAUUUUGGCUAUUGCAAGGCGAUUGAGGGGUAGGAAGUUUGCUUGCAUUCUCGUGAUCGUGGUCAGAAGGUUGUGAAGGUGGUGAGAGAUUAGGGACGGUGGUGGGGAAGGAGCCG